Durusdinium trenchii is the source of this 743-nucleotide messenger RNA. NCBI's taxonomy places the organism in Eukaryota, Dinophyceae, Suessiales, Symbiodiniaceae. The record is from the annotation of a GenBank genome assembly.
GUCGGCCGUGGACCGUGGCUCUCGGAAGUGGGGAGUGCCCAAGCCAUGGCGAGGCUGGAGACAGGCUCGCUGCAAGAAAGGCUCUCAGCCCACUUCAUCCUCCUCCGCCACGGCCGUGCCAUGCGCGGCGACGAGGCCCAGGAGCUCUGGGGCGCGGUGCGCGACUCCGGCGUGAGGCGUUUGGGCGGCCGGGAGGUCUGUGAUUUCCUCCACGUCCUGGGCGCUUGCAGGACCUUCCAGGAGCACCGCGAGGUGGCGGAGGAGGUGGCGCGGAGUUUGCUCGCUGCCGAAGAGUUCGUAUUGGAGCUCAAACUGUGGCCUCAGACACUGCCAAUGGUUUGCCAAUACUUGGCAUGGCAUUUGGAGGAUCGCAGACUCCUCACCGAGUUUCUCUCGCAGGUCUUGGCGCCAUUUUGGGAGCAGUAUCCCUCUGCGGUGCAAGGAUCCUUGCUGCCACACCAUGCCAUGGCGGUGGCCAGCGCUUGUGCACGGAGCUAUCAAUUGCCUUUGCACAUCUUGGAGACGGUUCGAGACGCCAUUUGUCGUUGGGCCCAAACGAACCUGUCGUGCUUGGGCCCUCGGGGCUUGGCGUCCAUGGCCCUGGCGCUCUCGCGCCUGGGGCCGGGCCUGGGCGGCGAAGAGGCCAACGCACGGCUGUCGCGUGGCACGGGAGAAGCGGAGGGAGACCAGACGGUGUGGUGAAGGUUUCCGGGAAUGAAAGGAGGGCGGUGGAAACACGUGGA